AAUGGGUGGUUGAAGCAGCAGAGAUCCUCUCUCAUUUCUCGCACCAUUUAUUUCCCUCCCUCGUCUCUCCUCCCCAAAACCAUCCAUAUUUUUAUAGAAGCCGAGCGACCCCGUGGGAAGCCAGCGCCAACCCCGCGAGCAAAAGAGAGCGAGAGCGAGACCGAGAAGACGAGAGAAACGAUGUCGUGGCAAACGUAUGUGGACGAGCACCUUAUGUGCGAGAUCGAUGGCCAUCACCUCACCGCCGCGGCGAUCCUCGGGCAGGAUGGCAGCGUCUGGGCUCAGAGCUCGUCGUUCCCUCCGUUCAAGCCUGAGGAGAUCACUGGUAUAAUGAAUGAUUUUGCUGAACCGGGAUCCCUUGCUCCAACUGGCUUAUUUCUUGGAUCAACAAAAUAUAUGGUUAUCCAAGGAGAACCUGGAGCUGUUAUCCGUGGAAAAAAGGGGUCAGGGGGCAUUACUGUGAAAAAGACCAACCAAGCACUUGUCUUUGGCAUCUACGACGAGCCCAUGACUCCAGGUCAGUGCAACAUGGUUGUGGAAAGGUUGGGUGACUACCUAAUUGAUCAGGGCCUGUAGCUUCUGUCACUGGGCGCCUGCCUCCAUCCCUAUCUAUCUUAUGGGAGUUCGACUUUUCUUCAUUCAUUUAUGACCAGAAACCUGGUUUCCUUUUUGUGCAUUUGUUUUCAGUAAUAAUGUUAUGAGCAAACAGGAUUGUUGGUGUCUUUGAGUUGUUUGUUUCGAUCCCUUUCAUGUUCUUGCAGCUGUUUUUGACUUCGUUGCUCUAUUGCAAAAGAAUAUUGUCAUUGGUUUGUGGUGGUUUUGGUAUAUAUUUAAUUGAAAGCAAGCAAUUCCUUCAGCACUCUUU
Messenger RNA from Elaeis guineensis (African oil palm), 865 nucleotides. RefSeq names its product profilin. Lineage: Eukaryota; Viridiplantae; Streptophyta; Magnoliopsida; Arecales; Arecaceae. The record is from RefSeq and is a predicted model, not a curated record. Gene Ontology annotation, cellular component: cell cortex. Gene Ontology annotation, molecular function: actin monomer binding.